This is a messenger RNA of Lates calcarifer (barramundi perch), 6098 nucleotides long. It is a transcript of the gene tent4a, whose product is annotated as terminal nucleotidyltransferase 4A. Gene Ontology annotation, biological process: RNA 3'-end processing. Lineage: Eukaryota; Metazoa; Chordata; Actinopteri; Centropomidae. Bases 245 to 2728 code for a protein of 827 amino acids. Gene Ontology annotation, cellular component: TRAMP complex; nucleolus. The transcript is spliced from 13 exons. Gene Ontology annotation, molecular function: poly(A) RNA polymerase activity; mRNA binding. The record is from RefSeq and is a predicted model, not a curated record.
AUUUGAAGAGAAUACGCCAUAUUGAAUUCCCGUAGGAAUCGGCUAGCAUUUUUUUUCCAGCUAGCGGUGUAAAGGGGCCACUUUAUCAAUGGUCCUAAUUCGGUUUAAUGUUUAAAUACUUCUCUUUUCGUAACCCCGGACGGCGUAGCGACCUUUGAAAGGUCCAGGAAACGGUGCAGAUUCACAACGGGCUCGCUAGCUUUAGUUAGAUACUUGUAGGGGGGUUACCAGAGAAAGAAGUUGAAUGGAUCCGAGGGUAGCUUGGAUUCAGCCCGAACAGAAAGGACCUGCGAACGCCUUAUGGAUGCACGUCUGGGAGACCUCUCAGGGAGUACGGACGCUCUCCGCUCAGCAGCAGCUCCACAAUCAAAACCACAACCAGUGUGUGAAUUACGCUGCGUUGGAUGUUUUAAAAAAUGUGGCGACCGCGGUGGCAUCGAGCAAGAGCAUUUGCAGCAGCAACGGUAACGUUACUGCCAGUCGGAGCAACGGCAGCAGCCAUCACAGCAUCAUGAACGGCACUACGAGUAUUAACGGCACUGCGAUUUCCUCGCUGGGGAUGGCACUGUCCAACGGGAACGUACAUAACUCUUUCACCACGGCAAACACCGCUGAACCAGGUGAGGGAAAAAUCCUGUCUCCGAAGACGGGAUCUGUCUCGUCCUCUUCACAGGAAUCCGGGACGGACAGUCCCCCCUCCAGCUGUUCACUUGAGAGGACUAUGGGUGGAAAUGUAACGGGCAACAUUAAUAAAAAUGUCGGGGGUGCCAAUCUGCUCUUCAGCCUGAGCGACAGCAUGGACAAUAAUGUCAACCUUUACCACCACCAUCAUCACCGUCACCUACAGGAGCACCCGGCUUUCAAUUUACAGCAGAUCUGCGCGAAGCGUCAUCAGGUUCACCCAUCUAUACCUGUAAAUCACACACACAAUCACCAUCCAGGCCGAAGGAAAAGUGACAACAAGGCGAGCACUUAUGGGAUGAAUUACUUGCUUUCAAACUGCACUAAUGGCAAUUAUGCGAGCACUUGGACGCCCUGGAAGACGAGGAAGUACAACCCUGGGGUCCUCGGGCUCCAUGAGGAGGUGAUGGACUUCUACAACUUCAUGUCCCCUCGGCCAGAGGAAGCAGCCAUGAGGAAGGAGGUGGUGAACCGGAUAGAGAUGAUCAUCAAGGAGCUGUGGCCCACUGCGGAUGUCCAAAUAUUUGGCAGCUUCAGCACAGGACUCUACCUUCCAACAAGUGACAUUGACCUGGUGGUGUUUGGGAAGUGGGAGCGCCCCCCACUGCAAGAGCUGGAACAAGCUCUUCGCAAACAUAACGUGGCAGAACCUUUCUCCAUCAAAGUGCUGGACAAAGCUACGGUGCCAAUCAUCAAGCUGACAGACCAGGAGACUGAGGUGAAGGUGGACAUCAGUUUCAAUGUGGAGACUGGAGUCAAGGCGGCAAGCUUUAUUAAGGACUACGUCAAGAAGUAUCCAGUGCUGCCUUACCUGAUCUUUGUGCUGAAGCAGUUUCUGCUGCAGAGAGAUCUAAACGAAGUCUUCACCGGGGGCAUCAGCUCUUACAGCCUCAUCCUCAUGGUCAUCAGUUUCCUGCAGCUCCAUCCGCGUAUUGAUGCCAGGAACCCUAAUGAGAACCUGGGGGUUUUGUUGAUCGAGUUCUUUGAGUUGUACGGCCGCCAUUUCAACUACUUGAAAACAGGGAUUCGCAUCAAAAAUGGAGGCGCAUACAUACCCAAAGAGGAGAUCAUGAAGGCCAUGACAAAUGGAUACAGGCCAUCUAUGCUUUGCAUAGAGGACCCACUGCUUCCAGGUAAUGACGUGGGGAGGGGUUCCUAUGGUGCCAUGCACGUUAAGCAGGUGUUUGACUACGCCUACACUGUCCUGAGUCACGCUGUGUCACCACUUGCACGGUCGUAUCCCAACAAAGACUGUGAAAGCACCUUGGGCAGGAUAAUCAGGUUGACCCAGGAAGUGAUCGACUACAGGGAAUGGAUCAUUAAGAAGUGGGGGGGCAGGGAUCUGGCACGAACAGACAACAGAGUUUCCCCUACCAAGGAACCAGUGUCAGAGCAGGAGCCUGGCUGCGUGUUGGGUGGUGGUGUUGGGUCAGAGGAGCAGCAGAGGGACUCAGUAUCACCUCACAGUGCAGACUCCCCCAUGUCCAUCUCCAGCCCUCAGCAGCAUUCGUCAGCAUCCUCUGUCUCCUCACUGUCUGGAUCAGACAAUGACUCUGAUUCAACAUUGCCAUGUCCCGUCCCUCCGCCAGUCCUGCCGCCAUACCCGUCUUUCCCGCCUCUGGGCCUAGCUUUGCCACCAGGACUCAAUAUGGGCACCGGCAAGCCCGGCAUGGGAGGACACCAUCUGCUCAUGCCUCCAGGCUCACAGGCACGCGUCUCACUGCCCGGUGGUCUAGCAAUGCACUCCAUACCUGGCAGACAGGUGUGUAUAGACACCGGGCUCCCCCCCUUCUUCCACAUGCCCCCCCCAGCCCAUGCUCAUGCCCCUGCCCCUUCCAGCCCCCAGCCUCCGCCCAGCCCCCACUCCAGCCACACACACAAGAACGGAACCAAGUUCAAUGUGAAGGGCUUCCACAACCCACCGCUGGUCAACAACCCUGUUCUGGCUAACCGUGGACACACGCACACCCACACGCACACACAGUAUCACCGCAACACUUGGCGACGCAGAAAGAGGGACAGCCUACCGGUUAGCCUCAGCAGAUAGAAACCACUCCUCUGCUCCUAACUUUUCCUCCCUCUUUUCCUCUCUGGCUGCAAACCCUGGCUCUUCGUUCGUCUCGAAGGAGGAUGGACAGGCAGACAGAGGACCAGAGACCAGCAGUUUUCAUAGGGGGGGCUGCCACGACAUGGAACAGCAGCCCUCAGCUCUGCAUCUUCCUCCUACUAUCUCUACCUUUCCAUUUCUGCAUGACUUUUGUUCACAGUUUUGUAGUUUCAGUAUUAUGUUACAUUCAGUAUUUUGUUUCUGUCAUCUUUAUUUCAGGUCUGUUCUUGGUUUUUUGUUUAUUGCUAUUGGAUUUGGUGGUAAUGCCAUCGCCAAGUUCAGUUGACCUCGCCUCAACCCUUGCAGCCAAGCUGCCUGAGGUUCAGUGUUACUUUUUUUUAACAGUUUAUACACUUAAGAACAAACUGUUUUUCAUUUUGUGCAAUAAUGUUAUUUUUCUUUUUGGAACUAAAGUAAAUGCUUAUUUAAUUUUGUGUGUGUGUAUGUAAAGGCAUUUUUAUACUGUUAUUUUAUUUUUGUAGAGUUUUAAAUUCUGUUUACGAAACCUUUUCCCCAGGCAGCAUCUCUAGUGUGUGCGUGUUCAUCAGUUGGUAUUUCUGUGUGUGUGUGUGUGUGUGUGUGUGUGUGUGUGUGUGUGUGUGUGUGUGUGUGUGUGUGCGCGUGCGUGCGUGCAUGCGUGCAUGGGAGUGGGAGUAGGAGUGGGAGUGGGAGUGUGCGCUCCCGUCUGUCAUCAGGUUGAGAUAGACCCCAGAUUGCAGGGCCCCACACCCACACCCCCUCCUCUUCUUCUCUCCCCUCUUGUGUUGUUCUGUUUGAUAUAGAAAGUGGAACAGAAAGGGAUAAGGAGCCCUUAUCUCAAUGCUCCUUCCUUUUUUCUUCUUGUGUCUUGUAAAAAUGGGCGAGGUUAACAUGAAGUUCCCCAAGGAAGUUUUGUUCCUCAGCCCAGUUAGUCUAAGGCAUCCUGGAGGGAAGUGGAGGGAUGAAAUUGCACCCUAGGAUAUCCUGAGAAAUGAUUAGAGAGGAUAUACCUCUGUUUUGGCCUGUAAGAGGUCGCUCCUGAGCAGACAGAGCUUUAGCAAAAACACCUUGAGAUUGUGUGUAUGUGUAUACUUCUGUAUGUGUGUGUGUCCCUUAUGGGAUUGUGCUGUUGCCAUAUUUUGUCAGUCAGGGGAAGGCUGGCAGUGGCCUGCUAGUUUAGUCUUGGCCAAGUUUCUCUCCACUGGAGGUGAUUUUAAAGGAAAAGUGUCUAGGCGGUGCAGGAUUUUGGCCUGAGACAGCUUGUUCUGUUAUACAUAUAUGCUAGUUUGUUUUCAUUUUUUUGUGCUUGUCUCUUUUGAUUACAUGUUGUAGGAGGGGUUGGGGCCAAGAAGGCAACAGCUUAUCUGACUUGAAUUUGAAGAUCAAUGUUAGGGUAAGAGGGCAGAAAGCCACUGAUUCCAGGUCAGAGAUUGCCUCAGAUGCUUGCUCUCCUUAGUUGAGGGACGUGGUUGUAGAAUCUAAUCCCAAGGCUGAGGUCAACUCUUGCCUGCAGCUGUAAAUCAGUGAAGACCAACACUAAGAUGCUCAGCGAUAAGGUUUUCUCCUUUGUGGUCCUGGACAAAGGAGGAGGAAGGAGGGUUGAUGGUGGUGGUGGUGGGGGUCUUCCUGAACCAAGGACCCUAGUGAAAGGGAAUUAUAUUUUGAUUCCAUUCAGGAAUCUUGUGUAUAUUUGAUUGCCAGGUACUUCCGCUAAUUGUUUGCAAUGCCUUUCUUUGUGUUUACUUGGAGUGUGUGUACGUCGUAUUUCUGCGAGCACACCGUGUCACACAAAUACACACACUCACAGACAGGACUGUCAAAGGCUGUGACUCGCCCAGAACACUACACAUGCUGGUGUUAUUACUAUGCAAGUGGAUUAUUCUAAUUAUUGUGUCAACUCUCUUGUCUUUUCCGUUUGGGGUUAUUUUCCAAUGUCAAACACUGCUUGUUGGACAGGAGUAAUGUUACCGACUGACAGAUUCUCCAGCCAACACAUGAACUACUACCCCAUCCCCUGACCCCCGUGUAUUUGUAUGAAGGUCCUGAUAUGUUUCAAAGACUAGUUUUCUACAUCUAUCAGUCAAAUGUUAAGGAAUAGGGGAUGUUAAUGUCAAUGGUUUGGGUCUGGGUCUGUGUAGUGUGUGACAUAGUGAAACGUGUGAGAAAGUAUCGAGACUCAUGACUUACUACCACAGGUUUUUAAUCAGGCGCCCGACCGUUCAUGAGCAAGUGCACCCAGAGAGAGCGUCUUGCACUCUGCAGGUGCACUUCAGAAGGGACCAAGGUGUCCACCAACAAUUCUUUUUACCUUUUACUGAGAUUGUUCAGUAAUGUUAACACUAUUUUUCUUUUUCAUUUUUUCUUUAAACCAUGGCAACUCUGAUCCGUCAGUCAAAACUUCACCUGGCAUCAAUUUAAUCUCAAACGAAUGGUUUCUGUUUUGACCGAUGGCUCACAGGCAAAGCAGAUUAUCCUCUCAUAUUUUAAUGGUUUAACCAAAACCAAAAAUCAUCAUGGAUGUUUUUUGGAGACGUGCCCAACCCAUACUAUCACACUCAGUCACCCUGUUAUUCUCUGUGGAUGUUGGUUUUUCCAAAUAAUCUGUAGGGAGGUGAUCACAAUGGCAUAUUAAAUGUUCAGUUACAUGUAAUCCUAGCCCAAUAUAAAUUGGAUAGCAGGUUGGAUGUAGUUGGCAAACCUGUUAAACAAACUGCAUCCCUGAUAGCCAUGUCUGCAUUUAGAGAUUAGAAUCAGCAUUUAUGAGGAGCUGAUAAUGAAACUGGUGAUGGAGGGGUGUUGACUGGGUUAGAGUUGCCUGCGUCUUCACAGCAAACACUGACAUGCAGUAUCUUAGAACGUCUGUAUGGAUUAAAAUCUCUGUGCAUCUCAGUGGUCCAACCUAGCUCGCUGUCUUGUUUUCAUUUUUCUCUUAUUUUCUCUCAUCAGAUGGUGAUGGAAAUGGUUAAUUAAUGCUCUGCCACAUUGCCUUUACUUCUCCAGAUUGGUGUAAAGCAAAGUGAGGGAAAAGGAAGCAAGGAGAGUUGCUUGGACCACCGGGAUUUUGACGUACACAUGUACAUGUAGAUGCAAUGUAAUAUUACCCCCAUUGCAAUAAAAUGAGGGAUUUUAAACUGGCGGCCGCUGUUUAGAGAAAGGUGGCAGCCCCUCUUUGUCCUGGCUGAUUCAUGUGAGCAGUAGCCCUCAAAAUGGACACCUAGAUAUUGGUGGCCAGAGGGAACCACUGCCCAGCUUUUGUUUUUUUGUUUUUGACAUUUUUAUGUAAAUAUAUUUUUUUCUAUUUUAUUUUUUAAUAAACAUUUUAAAACUGCCA